AUGUCUGCCAUCGAGACAAGGAAACGCAAGUCGCCAGACCCAGACCGCGACGCUCUCCACGAGGACCCAGUCACAACGCCUUCCAACGGUCCUGCUCACAAGAAACUGAAGAUUACUCAGCGUCAGAAACAGACGCUGAUUGAUAACUUGCAGUUAGAAAUCACAGAACGAGCUCGCCGAUUACGCGCCCAAUAUGCACUCCAGGCUCAGGAUCUUCGAUCAAGGAUUGAAAGGCGAGUAAAUCGCAUCCCUAUGGCCUUGCGUAAAACUCUUAUGGGAACAUUACUCGAUAAAUAUGCCACUGCCCCUCAACACCAAUCCCCGAAGAAGUCGGCUAUCCCUUCAAAGGCUCCGCGAAGUGCAAACGCGGCGAAAAUACCUAAAGAUGUUGAAUAUCUAACCCUCGCUGCGGCUAAGUCUCCAUCACCCCGUCGCCCGAAAAAGACAAGUGCCGGUGGCAGCUACUUGGAUAAAGAGAACGCACCAGUCCCUGACGCGCAAAUAACGCUCGAAAACCCAAAGAAGCGCGGUAAUCCAGCUGCAUCUAGCCAGCCUCGAUCCGUAUCCCAAGUCUUAAGAGACGCGGAGACCAAAGUUCUGUCACCCAAAUCAUCAAACUCCCGAACUUACAAGCAAUCGCCGCUCAUCACAUCUCCCACCAAGGGCUCAUAUCUGUCGCGGCCUACCUCGCCAUUAAAGCCUUCUAGUCCUCUCAAGGCCAUGAUCGAGGAUGCUCGCGCUCGCGCUACACGUCCUGAAUCAAAGAACGGGUCUCCAACGCCAAGUGUCCGGAGGACCAAAAUGACUACUCAACCCAAGAGAACCGCUGUAAAGGCAGCUAACCCAGUCGCUCCCAAGUCGCCAGCUGCUACGCGACAACACAAUCGGAAUAUGAGCAGCAGCACUACAUCAUCCAACCUGUCUUCCAGCACGAUGAUUGUCAAGCCUAAUAGAAGCACUCAGCGAGCUACUGCAACCGCGUCAAGUGCAGCUGCAAGGCGAACAGCAGUGGCCCGUAGUCAGGGUCCUACUGCAGCAGCAACGGCUAAGCGCGCAGCUGUUGCGGCAAAGAAGGAUACAACUGCUACUGGCAGGGUCCUCCGCAAACGCGCCCAAGUAUGA
This is a messenger RNA of Talaromyces stipitatus ATCC 10500, 1122 nucleotides long. RefSeq lists its product as uncharacterized. NCBI's taxonomy places the organism in Eukaryota, Fungi, Ascomycota, Eurotiomycetes, Eurotiales, Trichocomaceae. Gene Ontology annotation, cellular component: chromosome, centromeric region; chromosome passenger complex; spindle midzone. The transcript has 2 exons. Bases 1 to 1122 code for a protein of 373 amino acids. The record is from RefSeq and is a predicted model, not a curated record. Gene Ontology annotation, biological process: mitotic sister chromatid segregation.